Messenger RNA from Amoebophrya sp. A25, 514 nucleotides. Lineage: Eukaryota; Dinophyceae; Syndiniales; Amoebophryaceae. The record is from the annotation of a GenBank genome assembly.
ACAAUGAAGAGUGCGUUACAGAAAGAAGUGGAAGGGCAAGGUCCUGAUCUGAAAAUGCAUGAGACAACAACGAACAAAGCUACAAGUAGCAACUACGUCAUGGAGACCUCCAAGGAACACAUGUUCGCAGUACGAGGCAGAAGAACUCCAUUUUCUGCAAGGUGAAGCACUGAUCACGUUCUUCAUCCGUCAAAUAUUACCUCCAAAGGGAGGAUUGCUUCUUGUCAGGGACCAGGACCAAGCCCAAGGGAGGCCUACACGACCGGUCGUGUCGGCGAGCUUUUGACCAUGUUGAAGAAGAGACGAGCAACAUCCGCAUUGCUGGUGCUGCGGAAACUUUUGGUCGUUGUUGCAUUGCUCGCGCCGCUUGUCUGCGUUUUUUUUAACAGAGGCUUCUUCGUGGAUCUGCAAAGGUCGUCACAAGCUGCAAGUGAAAAAGGUCGUGCACGAAGUACUGAGUCCAAUCUUGUUCUUAAGCUGCAACAUACUUAUAAAUAUAUAUGAGAUGCACCCC